Molecule: messenger RNA, 1155 nt
Organism: Sesamum indicum (sesame)
Lineage: Eukaryota; Viridiplantae; Streptophyta; Magnoliopsida; Lamiales; Pedaliaceae
Source: RefSeq, a predicted model, not a curated record
UUGAAGUUAUUGUGUGAGUAAAUUACUUGUAUUUAGCCCAUGCUAAUCUAUGUUAUUAUAGUGGGAUGCUUGUUCGAGAUCCAUCAAAACCAAAUAACGUGGAUGCAAUAUUUAAUCAAGCAAGACAAUCAGGAGCUGUAGAAGCAUCUGCUGAACAUCUUUUACCUUCAUCAAGCUCAAGAAGCUUUGCUGGCACUGCAAGGCUACUUUCUGGUGAAGUGUCCUCUACCCCUCAGCAGCCUGAAGUUGUCAAUCACAAUAUUACUUUUUGGAGAAAUGGCUUUACGGUAGAUGAUGGACCUUUAAGGAGGCUGGAUGAUCCAGAAAAUGCAUCUUUCCUGGAGAGUAUCAGGAAGUCCGAGUGCCCAGAGGAACUUGCACCAGCAAAUAAGAGCACUGCGGUUCAUGUUAAUCUUAUGAGAAAGGAUGAAGAAUACAAGGAACCAGAGAGAUCCCGUCGUCCCUUUCAAGGUCUUGGAAGAACUCUUGGUAGCACCAGCGAUGUAACACCUGUGGAGCCCAAUACUGUCCCAACUGUCCUAACUGCUGCUCCCGCACCUUCUGUGGGUCUAGUUGUUGAUCAGAAGAAACCUUGUACAUCAAUUCAGCUGAGGUUGGCAGAUGGUACUCGCAUGGUUUCACGCUUCAACAACUAUCAUACAAUCAGAGAUAUCCGAGGCUUUAUCGAUGCAUCUAGGCCUGAUGGACCAAGAACGUAUCAACUGCAAACUAUGGGGUUCCCGCCCAAACAGCUCACUGAUCUUGACCAGACGAUAGACGAAGCUGGAAUAGCCAAUUCAGUUGUGAUCCAGAAACUAUAGCAACAAAUAUAGCAGAGCUAAUUUAUCAGUCAUCAGGUUGCAGUGGCCAUGUCUCAACACUGAUGUCUUAAAUUUAUUGAAGACAAUUGCAUGUAUCUCUAUGGACUUUGCUAUUUAUUGUUCAGAAUUUGAAGAGUUCAGAUUCCAUUUAUGCAUCAGAAUCUGUGUCCCUUUGCUUGUGGUGUUGCUUCUUUUAGACUGGUGAAUGGUACUGAAAAGGGUAGAUUAAGAUGCAUUGACCUUUUACUGUAAGGGUAGAUCUUUAAGGUGAUGGAACCUCAAUUUCAAUUCCAUUAGGCAAAUUGAAUGAGGUGUUGAUAAACCAUUAUUAUUA